Molecule: messenger RNA, 11537 nt
Organism: Melanaphis sacchari
Lineage: Eukaryota; Metazoa; Arthropoda; Insecta; Hemiptera; Aphididae
Product: dystrophin, isoforms A/C/F/G/H-like
Exons: 67
Coding region: 308-11434 (3708 amino acids)
Biological process (GO): synaptic signaling
Cellular component (GO): plasma membrane
Molecular function (GO): zinc ion binding; protein binding
Source: RefSeq, a predicted model, not a curated record
AUCACGAUUGAUAAUCGAGCAACGCCGCGAUUCGGGUCAAUCCAUCCAAGACUUGAGACACCAGACUACUCGAUUAUAAUCGUCUGAUGUACCUGAGAAUUUUUAUCCGGUCGUCGUGAUGACGACGGAGCUUUUUACACUUACCGUGCCCGUUGCCGUUUGAUCGUCUAGACUUCGCUGUCGGCCAGCGAAACUUCGGCGUGUUGUUUGUGUAUUUUUCUCGACUAAUCCCUGCGUCUAAGAUGUGACGCGGUGCAGACACCUGUUGCUAAUUUUCUAUUGAAAAUCUCGGUUGUUAAGACUUUUCAUGUCGUCGUCCCGUGAUAAUAUGGCUACGAUGGACAACAUACUCGUUGAUGAACGUGAAGAUGUUCAAAAGAAAACAUUUACUAAGUGGAUAAAUUCACAACUGUCAAAAGAAAAUCAUGAAGUCAUAUCUGACUUAUUUUUGGAUUUACAAAAUGGCACUAAAUUACUUUAUUUGCUAGAAAUUUUAACUGGCAUUCAAAUUAAACCAGAAAAAGGAUGUAUGAGAGUUCACCAUCUGAAUAAUGUAAAUAAAGCUUUACAAAUAUUGGAACAAAACAAUGUAAAAUUGGUGAAUAUAAGUAGUAAUGAUAUAGUUGAUGGUAGUCCGAAACUAAUUUUAGGAUUAGUUUGGAGUAUUAUAUUGCAUUGGCAGGUUGAUUGUCAUUUGAAGGAAUUAAUGUCUGAAUCACAACAAACAAACUUAGAAAAGACACUGUUAGCAUGGUGUCGAAAAAAUACAGAAGGAUAUGGUGUUGACAUUAAAAAUUUUACUACAAGUUGGUCAGAUGGAUUAGCAUUUAGUGCAUUAAUACACAAGUUCAGAUCUGAUCUUUUGGAUUAUGAUUUUGUGUUAAAACAGCAUCCGAAUGCUAGGCUUGAAAAUAUAUUUUCUGUUGCUCAUCAGAAUCUAAAUAUUGAACGUUUAUUAGAUCCUGAAGAUGUUAAUACAUCUAUACCAGACAAAAAAUCUGUUAUGAUGUACGUUAUGUGCUUGUUUCAACGAUUAUCUCAAUACUCUGAUGAAAUGGGAGCUUCAAAGACUGAUAUACAAUAUGAAGAUAAAUUCAAAAAGUCUGAUGAAAGGCCAUUGAGUAUGUUAACAAAUAUAUCAGUUGAACUUGGUGGUUACCAAACUGCAUUGGAAGAAGUUUUAACAUGGUUACUAGAAGCUGAAGAUCGUUUACACCAAUCAGAAAAAACAUCUGAAGAUCUGGAGGGUGUUAGGGAAAUAUUUCACACGCAUGAAAAUUUUCUUAUUGAAUUGUCACAUCAUCAAGAAGGAGUUGGAUCUAUAUUAGAAGAGGGAGCUAGAAUGUUAGCUGAUGGUGGUUUAACUGAGGAGGAAGAACAAGAAGUUCGUAUUCAAAUGAAAUUGUUAAAUUCACGGUGGGAAAAAUUAAGAAUUACUGCUAUGGAAAGGCAAACUAAAAUACACGAAUCUUUAAUGGGAAUUCAGCAAAAACAAUUAGAUGAGUUACGUUUGUGGCUAACACAAACUGAAGAUCGUAUAUCACAUUUGUCACAAUCUGCUAAAAUGGAUGUUGACUGUUUACGUUCACAGCUUGAAGAACAUUCUGCACUUAGAGCUGAUUUAAGGAAACAGCAGUUAUCAGUUGAUUCAUUAUCUAAUCUUGUAGUAGUUAUAGAUGAAAAUACAUUCCCUGAUUCUGUACACGUACAGAUGGAAGAUGAAUUAUCUGCAUUGGGUGAGCGUUGGGCUCAUAUUUGUAAGUGGGCUGAAGAAUAUGGUGUUAAGUUACAGACAUUAUUAAUGAAAUGUAGUCGUAUUACGGAACAACUAUCGUGGUUACAAUCAUGGUUUGAUUCAAAAGAAAUAAAUCUUAAACACAUGGAAUCUAAACAUGUUACAGAAGUGGCAGAAAUUUUGGAUAGAAUCAAACAGUUACAAACUUUACGUCACCAAAUGUCAAGUCAACAAAAAAAUAUUAUUCAUCUUCAAACUAAAAUUCAGAAUUUGGAAGAAGAAUUUUUGUAUACUGAGAAUUGUCCUUAUUCAGAAAAAAUAGAAACUCUACAAGACCGUUGUGAUGCUUUAGUACAAAUUAUUGAAAUACAAGCUCAAAGAAUACAAGAUGCUGGUUUUGAAUUUGAUUUAAUUAGCAAUUCAAAUUUAGAAAAACAAGAUGAAAAAAUUUUGGAAGACAGUUCAUUUGAUGGUAGUUUAAAUUUGUCAGAUAUUGAGGAACUUGGCUGGAAGCGUAGAAGAAAAGGCGGAUCAUUUCAAGAAGAUGAAUAUGAUAAUGCUACAUCAAACUUGAGUAAUUGGUUAAAGAGGACUAAAAAAUUGCUUGAUGAACCUUUAGAAGUAGAAGAGCAAGCAGCUUUAUAUAAAGAUAUUAUGUCUGAAAUUGACAGUCAAAAAUCUCAGUUAGAUUUUGCUAGUAAAUUUAUUACAAACAAUGAAAGUACUGAUACUCCAUUUCCCAAACUAGAUCAUUAUAAUACAUUAUGUACAGAAUUUAGUGAUUUGGAAAUUACUUUAGCUACAUUCAAAAAUAAAAUAAAAUAUAACCUUGAAAAAAAACAGACAUCAAAAGAAAUGAAUAAUUUAAAAUUAAUACUUGAUGGAUAUGCAAAAUGGCUAAAUAGUGGAAAUUGUACAUUUGAACAAAUAAAGGUAAAAUUAAAAUCAUUAAAAUCUCUGGAAGAUCGUAUUACUAAACUACAAACACAUAGUAAACUAUUAGAUCCCAAUGAUUCUAUAAGAAAUGAUGUUGAAAAAUGUAUAUCUAGUUGGAGCACUUUGAAUGAAAAAUUUUCUGCUUAUGAAAUACAAGCAAAAUUAUCACAAGAAACCAAUUCUAACACAAAGUUUAAAGAAUCUAAAGAAGAGCUUAUGGGCUGGAUUAAUAAAUUAGAAGGAGUAUUAUUAGGUGAACCAAUUCUUAUGAAUUAUUCAAAAGUUUUGACAAAUCAAUUAGAAAAAUUAAAGGAAAUGCAGAAGUCUGUAAAUGAUCGCCGUGAUACUUUAGAAAUGGUAAAUACACUUGGACAAGACAUUAUAGAAAAGCUAAAUAAUGAUAUAGCUACAGAAAGGUUAACUGAAGAUCUUCAAGAUUUAAAUACACGAUGGAGUGAUAUUCCAGUGUUAUUAGAUGAACGAAUUUUAAAGUUACAAAAAGAUUUGAUUUUAGUCUUAGAAUUAGAAUCCAAUUUUAGAACAUUAGAAGAUUUAAUGGAACAAAGUGAAGAUCUGUUCAAUUAUUAUAAUUCUCAAAAUGAUCAACCAGAUUUGAAAAUGAUAAAUGAUGUCUGUGAUUCUGUUUCUCAGUUAUAUGAGAAACUGCAUGGUGAUAUUAUAAAUAUACUUGAGUCAUCAGUAGAUCCAAAGUUUAAGCUUGACAUAAAUCAGAAAUUAGAAUCUAUUAAAGAAAAAUUAAAUACAAUUGUGAAAUUUAAAGAAGAUAUUGCUAUUGAAGGAUUAAAAACUAUAGAAAAAGAUUUUACUGAAGUAAAAAAAUGUGUAUCUGAAGUGGAAAAAUGUCAUUCAUAUCGAGAGAAUGAUCCAGUAGGUUCAGCUGGUGAACUUAUAAAAUUAAAAAAUAAAUAUCACACUUUGCAUGACAAACUUUUGGAAAAAAAACCAAAAUUAGAAAAACUUGAAAUCAGUCAAGAUGAUGACGUUAAAAUGUUAAUUUUAAAGUGGAAUAAAGUUUAUGAUGGUGUGCAAUUAAUAAAAAAUCGUUUACAGCAAGAUGUACAACUUCACUCUGAGUUUAAAGUUUUAAUGUCUCAAGAAAAUGUGUGGCUUGAUAAACUAGAUAAAUGUCUAAAAAAAAGUAUAAAAACUAUAGCAACUGACGCAGAAGAAAUAUCUGAAGAGCUUGAUGACUUAGAAAAUUGCCUUAGAAACCAUCCAGAAUCUAGGGUUGAUCGAUUAAAUGAAAUCGGUGCGAUUUUGUCAGAUCACAAUGUUAUGGCAUCUAGUAUAAAAGUAGAUUUAGCUAAAGUUACAUCACGUUGCAAAAAGCUUACAACUCAAGCAGAAGAAAAAGUUCAACGUUUAGAAGAAAGCAUUGAACAAACACAAAAAUCUGAAAAUUGCAUUGCCGAGUUUCAACAAUGGCUUGAAACUACUGAUCAACAACUUACAUCUCGUAUUCAAAAUGAUUUCUCACCACAAGAUUUACCUAAUGAUGUUGAAAGAUUAUCAAAUGAAUUUCAAAAUCAAGCUAAGCUUUUGCAUGAUAUGGAAGAACAAAUUUGCAACUAUGAAAUAGCAAAUAAAAAAGAAGUUGCGAAUCGUUUAAAAGAUCAACUAUCUUUAUUAAAAAAACGCUUCUAUCAGUUAGAAGAGAAAUUUGAAAGAUAUCAAUCUCCUGGAGAUUUACCAACCCGUGUUACUAGAGUGUUGAGAGAAUUACAAUCCAUUGAAAAUACUAUUUGUCUUUUAGAGCUGGCAUCUGACGAUCCUGAUAGUAUUAAAGGACAAUUAGAACAAUGCUUGAAAAUGAGUUCUACAUUAGAAAGUUUAAAAAGUGAAGUAGAAUUUGUGUUAAAUUCAAAUGAAAAUUGUGAAAACCAACUUCAGCUAGAAACUAUAAAACAACUGUACUCCAAAUUGGUAAAAGAUAUUAAUGACACUAAGUAUAAGCUUGAAAAAGGUUUAAAUGCUUUGGAUUUCCUUGACACUAAUAUUAAUCUUAUGUCUAACUGGUUGGCUAAAGUGGAAGAAAAAUUAGAUGAAUUUGAAAACACCCAAUUACCUGAGAAAAAUAUGGAAUCCAAAAUUAAAUUUACCAAACAUAUGUUAGACAAAGAAAUUGACAAAUGGGAAAAAGUUAAAAAUUUAAUUUUUACUCAUUAUACUGAAUUUAAAUCCCUCAAAGAUCCUUUAUGUGAGGAUGAUUCAUAUUGUGAACGAUGUGAUGUAAUUUCUAAUAGAUGGACAUUAGUUCUAAAAAGACUUCAUGAUAAUUCAACACAAAUGAAGAAUAUAUCUACAAUAAUGAUAAAUGAAAAAUUAGGACAAUUUGAUAAAUCCACAACAUGUAAAGAAACAUCUGUUCCUGAAAUAACAAUUACUGAAGAAAAAAAUAAAAAUAACCAUAAAGAAUUAUUGGAAGAUAGUGAAGAUGAUACAUUCCAAUUGACUAAAAACAGUAUGUUAUUUUCACAAGUAUCGCAAGUAGAUCCUAUCAUUUUUCAAUCUUUUGUGAAACCUAAAUGUGAAAUUAAUACACAAGAGUGUGUCAUGGUUGAGAUUAAAGAACAUGAAAUACUGAAAUCUAGUGUUAUUAGUCAUGGUGAAGUAACUGCAGUUCACCGUGUAGUUCCUGAGGGUUAUGCAGAAAUGGUAGAGUUAUCUGAGGAUACAGAAACAGAUGCAGAUGAAACAGAUGAGGAAAAAUGGCCUCAAAUUGUAUAUAGAAGAAAAAAUACUGAAAAAAAAUCAUGUUUGAGCCCGUGUGAAAUUUUAGUCAAGCGACAAAAACUGGCAUCAAAUGAUUCAUUAAAGUCUAGUUUAGAAAGCUUACAUAGUAAGGAGUAUAUGGAGUCCUUAGAAGAAGAAGAAAAAAAUCUUACUGAUCCUGUUUGUGUUAAAGUGAACAAAACGCAUCAUACUACUAUAACUGCAUGGCAAACUCCUAAAUCUAAUAAAGAACAUAAAGAAGUUAUAAUACGUAAAGAAAUAGAAUCAUUAAAUACAUAUAAAAUUAUUGGAGCUGUUCCUGAAGACAAUGAUAGUUUUUAUGGUAGUGAUAAAGAAACUGAUGAUUUAGUAUUAUUUUCAGAAGAUGAAGGACUCAAUGAUAAUGAUAAGUAUUCAGACUCUAGUUCAUCUGAUGAAGAACAAUUAACAAAAGGUAUUUCAUUUGUGAAGGAAAGAAUUGAAAAUGUAACUACUCCAAAAUUAUUAAAUACAUCAAUAGUUAACAACAUAGAUGUUGAUAUUGAAAAAUAUGAAAAUGAAGCAAAACAAAUGCUAGCUAGAAUGGAACUUACAUUAAAAGAUCUUCGACAAUUAAAUACGGAAUCAGAUCCAAAUAAACGUUUUGAGUCUAUUGAACAAGAAGUUAGUAAUAUAGCACCAGAUGCAGCUACUUUAAUAAGCAAAGGUGAUAGUCUUAUACUAGCAAGCUAUACAGGUGAUCCCUCCAGAGCAAACACUUUGUAUACUUUAAUUCAAGACAGACUUAGAGUAAUGUGGACUCAUAUUAUGUCAGAAAUAGAGAUUGUUAAACUUCAGACACAAAUGUUAAAGAAACAAGUGGAAUCAUUCAAUAAAAUAACUCUAGAUAUUGAAAACUGGAUUAACCAUAAGCAUAAUAACUCAGAGGUAUUUGAACGGGAAAUUAAUAACAAAUAUGCUAAUUUAUUAGAAAUGAAUGAGAUAAUAGACGAUACUGAAGCGUUGUGUUGUGAUAAAGAUGCUAUUAAUAAAAUGAAAUUGAAAAUUAUUGAACUUGAAAAUAAGCUGAAUAAAUUAAGCCCUUUGUCUCAACAAGAAAAUGUCAAUGUACCUGUAGAAGUGUUAUCUCAAAUAGAAGAGACAAGAAAAAAUUUGAGUUCUUUAUUAAAACAGUUAAACUUAAUACCAUUGUCAAAUAAUUCAGUUGCUCUUCAAAGUUCUAAGAUUAAAGAUAUUCAAAGUAAAACUGAGGUUUUGAAAAAAUCUAUUGAAAAUUUGAGUUCAAAAAAUACUAAUGAUGAAAUAUUUGUGCAACGAAACAUUGAAAAAAUGCAGGAGACUUGGGAAUUGCUUAAUAAGUGUGUGAUUGAACGGACUGGACAACUAUCUAGUAUAGAUACAGAAAUUACCAAUUUACAACAAAGUGGUAAAGAACUAUCUGAAUGGUUGGCAGAAAUUGAAAGUGAUAUGGAAGAAAAUAACUUAACAUUGACAUUACAAGAGAAAAAAAAUAAACAGCAUAAUUUAGAAAAGCGAGUGUCAUCUAGACAUAGAACAGUUAUUAGUUUUCUAAAUUGUUCACGGACAUUAUGGUCACACUCAGACAGUUUCCAAUCAGAAGUUGAGAGUUUAAGAUUAAGAUGGCAAGCAGUUUUAAAUAAGCUGACAACGCAACGAGAAAAAGUGAAUGAGAUGGAAAAAUCUAAAUCUGAUUUUUCAAGUGCUGUAUCUGCUACAAAAAUUACUAUUGAUCAAACUUUAAAUGUGCUUCAAGCUACGCAAGUCAAUCCUUCUGAAGUUGAUUCACUAAAUUCAAAAAGUCGUUUAUUAAAGUCUAAAGAAUUAGAGUUGCUAACUCGAAGAAAAGAAUUAGAUUCUAUUAAUUUAAAAAAAUUGAAACAAUCAAAUGAUCUCGAAUCAAUUAAAUCACUUCUUGAUAAGGUUAUAUCCGAUUUGUCUGAUAAUUUAGAAUGUUUAAAUGGAAAAUUAAAUGCUUUAAACAAAUUUACAAGUCAACUAAAAGAAUUAAAUAGUUGGGUUAUAAUAAAAAGAUCAGAAGCAGAAGAAUUUCAUAUAAAACCUAUUUCAGAGAGAAAAUUAGCUAUUGAAAAAUUACAAUUAAACUUGUCAGAACGAAAUGCAGAAGUAAAAGAUAUAUUAGAAAAUUUUACAAAUAUUGAAAAACAAUGUGAAGAAAUUGGUCAACCAGUAUCUGUAGAUUUACAAGAUAUAGUUAAGAAUCUUAGAGACAAUUGGAAUUAUUUAAGAUGUAUAAAUGAAAGUAUUUUGAAAAAACCAUCAGUUACAUCUAUUGAAGUAAAAAAAGCAGAAGAAAAUUGGAAGAGUCUAACAAAAAAUGCCUCCGAAACACAUCCCCGUUCAAGUUUACGAUCCCUAUCUCCUGCCAAUUCAUCAGAUGCACUUCUCAAUUUAUUAGCUAGUUUUGAUAAAUCAAUUCUUCAGAUUUGUGAUUGGUUGGCUUUAGAAGAAAAGAUGCUGCGUCAACAAUCAGUUACUGUUGGGGAUGUCGACGAUAUACUUCAGCUCAUCGAUAAACAAAAGAACGUAUUACAGGAGUUGGAACAAAAAAAGCCUCAACUUGAUGAACUAGUUCAUACUGCUGAAAACCUUAAAGCUGAUUCAAAUCGACAACAAUUACAUGGAAAAGUUACUAAAUUGCGUGAACAUUGGGAUGAAACAAAUAAUAAAGUAAUGCAACGUAAAACUGAAUUAAAUGCAAUGUUGAGUGAUAGUCAACGUUAUGAAACAAAAAAAAUGGAAAUAGAUACUUGGUUGACUAGAAUGGAGAAUAGACUACAGCGAAUGAGUUCAGUCGGUAACACAGCCGAUGUAUUAGAUGCACAACAGAGAGAACAAAAAUCAUUCCAUGUUGAGUUACAUCAAUACAAACACCAGAUUGACUUAUUUAAUCAACUUACACAAAAAUUAAUUGCAGUUUAUCAAAAUGAUGAUACUUCUAAAAUUAAAAAAUUAACUGAACAAAUAAAUCAAAGAUUUCAAAACCUUAAUACAAACAUUAUAAGCCGAGGAAAAGUAUUACAUUCAGCGAUGAAUUCCUUGCAAAAUUUAGACAAAUCUUUUGACAACUUUUUAGGAUGGUUGUCUGAAGCAGAAUCAUCUAUGGAAACAAUUGAAGCUGAAUUCGAUAGAUGUAAUACACUCAAACGAGAAAACACUACAGCAAUGAACCAAUUAAAGGAAUUACAGCAAGAAAUGGAAACGAAAAGUCAAUCAUUAAACUCACUUGAUACUAGUGGAAGAAAACUUUUAGGAAGUCUGUCAUCACAGGAAGAUGCCGUAAUGCUUCAAAGACGGUUAGAAGAAAUGAAUCAGCGUUGGAACCAAUUGAAAAAUCGUUCUGUGACUAUUAGAAAUCGACUAGAAAAUAAUACAGAACAUUGGAAUACACUUUUAUUAUCCCUAAGAGAACUAGUCGAAUGGGUAAUUAAAAAGGACACAGAAAUUUCAAGUUUUGGUCCUUUAGGUAACGAUUUGGCCACGUUACAAAAGCAACAAGAUGAUCAUAGAGGGUUCCGUAGACAAUUGGAAGAGAAGAGACCAGUUAUUGAUUCUAACUUACGCAGUGGUCGUCAAUACAUAAAUAAUGAAUCACAAAUUAAGUCUGUCGUGAAAAAUGAAGAAAUUAAUAACACUGGAGAUUCUAGAGGUUAUCGUAGUGCUGAAGAACAAGCUCGCGAUUUAACAAUAAGUUUGAAACGUGAAGUUUCGCGUGUAUCUGAACAAUGGAACUCUUUAUUACAACGUUCUGAUCAAUGGCAGCAAAGCCUAAAUGAUUCCAUCAAGAAAAUGCAAGUGUUCCAAAAAAGUUUAGAAGAUUGUACAUCAAAAUUAGCCAGUGUUGAAGCCAUGUAUAAAUCAUGGCCAGCAUCAAACUCUGGUGACUCCACUAAAGGUCUUCAAGAGCUAAGGCAAUUUGAAGACAGAUUAAAUCCUGUACAGCAUUUAUUGAAGGAAAUUAAUGAUCAAGCUAGUGUACUUACUUCAAACAAUAUAGCAAUAAGUGUUUCCAAUAAAAAUAUGUUGCAGGACAUAAAUAAUAGAUGGAAAAUUUUGAAUGAUAGGUUUAAACAAAUUCGUGAUACUGGGAAAAAUGCAAUUAGCAAUAGUAAUGUAACUUCACCUGCUAGCCAUAGUGAGGCAUCCACUUCUUUAUUGUUGAGUGGAUCAGUAGAACCUCCAUGGAAACGUGAAAUAACGCCAAAUAAAGUUCCUUAUUAUAUUAAUCUUCAAUGUGAAUCUACAAAUUGGGACCAUCCAAAAAUGAUGGAACUAAUGUCUUCUCUAUCAGAAUUUAAUGAUGUAAGAUUCUCUGCUUACCGAACUGCUAUGAAAUUACGAACAGUACAAAAACGCAUGUCUCUUGAUUUGUUGACAUUGGAAGCUGCUUUGGAAUCGUUUGAUAACCAUGGACUGCGUGCUCAAAAUGAUAAAUUAAUAACAGUAUCGGAAAUGUUAACCAUUCUAGGAUCUAUUUUUGACACAUUAGCAUCCCAACAUCCUUCUUUAGUACAUGUUCCACUUUGCCUUGAUUUAUCUUUGAACUGGUUAUUAAAUGUUUAUGACAGCCAACGCACAGGGCAAAUUCGUGUAUUGUCAUUUAAAGUUGGUCUUGUAUUAUUAUGUAAAGGACAUUUAGAAGAAAAAUACCGUUAUUUAUUCAGAUUAAUAGCCGAUCCAAAUAAACAGGUAGAUCAACGCAAAUUAGGUCUUUUAUUGCAUGAUUGCAUUCAAUUACCACGCCAAUUAGGUGAGGUAGCAUCAUUCGGUGGUUCUAAUAUUGAACCAUCUGUUCGAAGUUGUUUCCAAAAAGCUGGCAAAGACAAAUCUGUUAUUGAAGCUAUGCACUUCUUAGUUUGGCUACAACAAGAACCACAAAGUAUGGUAUGGUUAACCGUGCUACACAGGCUAGCUGAAGCUGAAUCAGCAAAACAUCAAGCAAAAUGCAACAUUUGCAAAACGUAUCCUAUAAUUGGUUUCAGAUAUCGGUGCUUAAAAUGUUUCAAUUUUGAUAUGUGUCAAUCGUGCUUCUUUUCUGGUCGUAAAGCUAAACACCAUAAACUUACUCAUCCAAUGCAAGAAUAUUGUACUACAACAACAUCUGGUGAAGAUGUUCGGGAUUUUACACGUGCCCUUCGUAAUAAAUUCAAAUCAAAGCGUUAUUUCAAAAAACAUCCACGUGUUGGAUAUUUACCUGUUCAAUCAGUAUUAGAAGGUGAUGCAUUAGAGAGUCCUUCUCCAUCACCACAACAUUCUAAUACUCCUUCUACUAUACCUGAUGUUCACAACCGUUUAGAGAUGUAUGCUUCACGUCUAGCUGAAGUUGAAUAUAGAGCACGUAGCAAUUCUACUCCAGAUUCUGAAGAUGAACAUAAUUUAAUUGCCCAGUAUUGUCAGUCUUUAAAUGGUGGAUCCGAAACAUUGCCAUCUGUACCCAGGAGUCCAGUUCAAAUAAUGGUAGCAAUUGAUGCAGAUCAACGACAUGAGUUAGAAGCUAUGAUAAAAGAAUUAGAAGAUGAAAACACGCACUUGCAAGAAGAAUAUGAAAAGCUAAAAACCGGAACUGGAAGUAAAGGGUCUUACAAUAUUAUGCCCAAUAAUAAUGGCGAGGUUGAUAUGGUAUCCGAGGCAAGAAUGUUACGUCAGCAUAAAGGCCGCUUAGAAGCACGUAUGCAAAUAUUGGAAGAUCAUAACAGACAAUUAGAAGCACAAUUGCAAAGACUUAGACAACUAUUAGAAGAACCAGCAACAUUCCAAACAAGAUCAGUGACGGCUUCUCAGUUAGCUUGUGAUUCUCCUUUACAAAAUUCUUCUGACAAAUCAGGAAAUUGGUCAGAAAACAAUAGCCGUAAUACUUUAGAGAGACCGCCUCCUCCGCCAAUUUCAGCAUCUCAUCAUGCCGUUGGUAAUUUACAUCAUAUGGCAGGUGAUCUAGGUAAAGUUGUUACUGAACUUGUAACCGUCAUGACAACAGAUGAACAUGAAAAUUAAAGAGUAUAUUAUGACAUUGUAGUACAAUACGAUAGUAUUAUUAUUAUUAUUAUUAUUAUUUGUUAAAUAUGUAUGUUAUAAUUGUAAUAUGUACUUACAUAUC